This is a messenger RNA of Mizuhopecten yessoensis (Yesso scallop), 570 nucleotides long. RefSeq names its product 60S ribosomal protein L18-like. The coding region runs from base 10 to 570 and encodes 186 amino acids. Gene Ontology annotation, cellular component: ribosome; cytosolic large ribosomal subunit. Gene Ontology annotation, molecular function: RNA binding; structural constituent of ribosome. The record is from RefSeq and is a predicted model, not a curated record. NCBI's taxonomy places the organism in Eukaryota, Metazoa, Mollusca, Bivalvia, Pectinida, Pectinidae. The transcript has a single exon. Gene Ontology annotation, biological process: translation.
AUAGUUAAAAUGGGUAUCGACAUCCAAAAGAAACACGUCAAGAACAGCAACAGAUCUGCCCCAAAAAGUAAUGAUGUUUACUUAUUACUUUUAGUCAAGCUCUACCGUUUCUUAGCUCGUCGUACUGAUGCUGCUUUCAACAAGGUUGUUCUUAAGAGACUCUUCAUGUCCAGAAUUAACAAGCCACCAAUGACCCUUUCCAACAUUGCUAAGAACUUAGCUAACAAGGAAGGUAAGAUCGCCGUUGUUGUUGGUACUGUUACUGAUGACACCCGUAUGUUCGAAGUUCCAAAGAUGACUAUCUGUGCCUUAAGAUUCACUAAGACCGCUCGUGCCAAGAUCUUAAAGGCUGGUGGUGAAUGCUUAACCUUCGAUCAAUUAGCUCUCCGUGCCCCAACCGGUACCAACUGUGUCCUUCUUAGAGGUAAGAAGAGUCACCGUGAAGCUGUCAAGCACUUCGGAAAGGCUCCAGGUGUUCCAAAGAGUGAUACUAAGCCAUACGUUCGCUCCAAGGGACGUAAGUUCGAAAAGGCUAGAGGACGUAGAAGUUCCAGAGCUUUCAGAGUUUAA